This is a messenger RNA of Macrobrachium nipponense, 3018 nucleotides long. Its product is annotated as interaptin-like. The record is from RefSeq and is a predicted model, not a curated record. Lineage: Eukaryota; Metazoa; Arthropoda; Malacostraca; Decapoda; Palaemonidae. The coding region runs from base 1 to 3018 and encodes 1005 amino acids. The transcript has a single exon.
AUGAGUGCUAUCAUUUGUAACUUUGUUAACAGUGUUUCUAACGUAUCUUUGCUUCGGCAAAUUGCUGAUUUUUGUGGCUAUGGAGAACGUUGUAGUGAUAUUAUUGGCGAUUCUUGUGUCUACGGGAUUCCCCGUAGUAAUAUUGCCAAUGAUAAUUGUAGCUACGCGUUCCGCCAUAGUAAUAUUGUUUUAAAAUUGGCUCUGUUCCUCGGAACAGUGUUUACUCUUUUUAAUGUGGGACGGAAGAUCAUAUCUCUGUGGAAUGGAACCCCUGAACUGACGUCACCCGACGUCAGUGAAGUCAUCUUAGUCGACGAUAACAUUCCUAACGACCAUAAAAAGGCAGUAUUGGCUCUGAAGGAAGUUUACGACAAGAACUUGGAAAAUCUAGAGACUGAAAUUCAACUGCUUCGAAGCGAAAAUUGUGGUCUGCGAGCAACACUGAUUGAAAAGGAAAAUUUGUUUGAUGAAAUGACGGAAAACCUCGACAGUGUACGGCAAAGAGUUCUCGACGAUUUCAAAAGAAGAAUGGAUAAGGAAAAUAGUCUGCUGGAGAGGGAAAAGCUAGAACGAUCUCAGGAGGCUGAGGAGUAUGAACGAAUGAUUGGCAACUGGGAAAAGGAGGUCCAGGCUUUGGUAGAACGCAACAGGAAACUGGAAAGUGAAAAAGAAAAGAAACUUGGCGAUCUAAUGGAGGAAAUUCGAGGUCUUCGAGAUGAAAAUUUAGCCAAGGAUAAAGUGAUAGAAAAUCUGAAAAGAAACAAUAUUCAAUGUGAAGAGAUAAGGAACGGUUUGCAGGAAGAGGUCAGGAAUCUCAGCCAACUUAACGCAGAGAUGGAGAUGAAUAUGGGAGGAAAAAUAGACGACAUGGAAAAGGAAGUCCUAAAAUUAACUGAGGAAAAAAAUGAAAUGGAAUACAACAUUCAUCGCCUUAUGCUAGAGCUCAGUGUUCUUCAGAUGAAAAAGGACAUCCAAAUAGAAAUUUGUGAGCAAGAACUGAUAGAAAAAGAAGCGAAAAUAGAAGAUGUGGAGAACAUAGUCCAAAAUUUACUUGAAGACAACCAAAAAUUUAAAAAUGAAAUGGAAAACCAAGUAAAGGACCUUAGUCAAGAGCUCAGUAAACGACAGGAACUGAAUAAGGAGGAGAUUGAAAAGUUUGAAAAAGCAGUAUUCGAAUUUGGACUAACGAUUCAAGGUCUGGAAAAUGAGGUCGUCUCCUUGAUGGAAGAAAAGGAGAGCCUGAAAACUAAAAUGGAACAGGAAAUAACCGACCUCCAGUCUCGAAACAUGGAAAAGGAUGGGCAGUUGGAAGAAUUGAAAAAAGAAGUAAUUAGUUGUGGACGAACGAUCGCAGGGCUGGAAAAUGAGGUUAUCUCCUUGAUGAAAGAGAAGGAUAACCUGAAAAUUCAAAUGGAACAGGAAAUAGCUGAACUCCAAUCUCUGAAUAUAGAAAAGGAUGAGCAGCAGGAAGAAUUUAGAAAAGAAGUAAUUAAUUGUGGACAAACGAUUCAAGGUCUGGAAAAUGAGGUUAUCUCCUUGAUGAAAGAAAAGGAGAACAUGAAAAUUGAAAUGGAACAAGAAAUAGCUGAACUCCAAUCUCUGAAUACAGAAAAAGAUGAGCAGCUGGUAGAAUUUAGAACAGAAAUCAUUGAUUGUGGACGAAUGAUUGAAGGAUUGGAAAAUGAGAUCGUCAACUUGAUGAAGGAAAAGCAGAGUAUGAAAAUUGAAAUGGAACAGGAAAUAGCAGACCUCCAGUCACGGAAUAUGGAAAAGGAUGGGCAGUUGGAAGAAUUUAAAAAAGAAGUAAUUAGUUGUGGACGAACGAUUGAAGGGCUGGAAAAUGAGGUCGUCCACUUGAUAGGAGAAAAGAAGACCCUGAAAGCUGAAAUGGAAAGGGAAAUAAUGGACAUCAAAGAAGAGGUGACUAACCAGCAGGAUAUGAAUUUGGAAAAGGACGAGGAGAUUGGAAAACUGAAAACGGAAGCAAUUGAAAUGGGAAAGACAAUCGAAGGUCUGGAAAAUCAGCUCAUCGAGUCGAUGGAGGAGAAUCAGAGGAUGGAAAAAGAAAUGACAGACCUUAAAGUAAAGUUGAUUUACCUGCAGGAUAUCAAUUUGGAAAAGGAUGAGGAGGUUGAAAAGUGCAAAAAGGAAGUAAUUGAAGUUGGAAAAGCAAUCGAAGGUCUAGAAAAUGAGGUCAUCGAGUUGAUGGAGGAGAAUCAGAGAAGGAAAACUGAGAUGGAAAAGGAAAAAACAGACCUCAAAGAACAGUUGAUAAAGAUGCAGAAUAUAAAUUUGGAAAAGGAUGAGGAAAUUGAAAAGUGCAAAAAGGAAGUAAUUGAAGUUGGAAAGACAAUCGAUGGUCUAGAAAAUGAGGUCAUCGAAUUGAUGGAGGAGAAUCAGAGAAGGAAAACUGAGAUGGAAAAAGAAAUGACAGACCUCAAAGAACAGUUGAUAAAGAUGCAGAAUAUAAAUUUGGAAAAGGACAAGGAGAUUGCAAAGUGCAAAAAGGAAGUAAUUGAAGUCGGAAAGGCAAUUGAAGGUCUAGAAAAUGAGGUCAUCGAGCUGAUGGAGGAGAAUAAGAGAAGAAAAACUGAGAUGGAAAAAGAAAUAAACGACCUCAAAGAAGAGUCGAUCAAUCUACAGUCACUGAACAUGGUAAAGGACAAGGAGAUUGCAAAGUGCAAAAAGGAAGUGGUUGAAAUUGCAAAGACAAUUGAAGGUCUAGAAAAUGAGGUCAUUGAGUUGAUAGAGGGUAAUCAAAGGAUGGAAAGAGAAAUGACAGACCUUAAAAUAAAGUUGAUUUACCUGCAGGAUUUGAAUUUGGAAAAGGACGAGGAGAUUGAAAAGUUGAAAAAGAAAGAAAUAGAAUUUGUAGCGAGAAUUAAAGGUCUGGAAAAUGAGGUCAUUGAGUCGAUGGAGGAGAAUCAGAAGAGGAAAAGAGGUAUGAAAGAGGUAAUGACCAACCUCAAAGAGUUAAUCAAAGUGCACGAUAUGAAUAUGGAAAAUGAUAAAGAAUAA